This is a messenger RNA of Anopheles funestus (African malaria mosquito), 720 nucleotides long. RefSeq names its product endocuticle structural protein SgAbd-6-like. The transcript is spliced from 2 exons. Gene Ontology annotation, cellular component: chitin-based extracellular matrix. The record is from RefSeq and is a predicted model, not a curated record. Gene Ontology annotation, molecular function: structural constituent of chitin-based larval cuticle. The coding region runs from base 187 to 504 and encodes 105 amino acids. NCBI's taxonomy places the organism in Eukaryota, Metazoa, Arthropoda, Insecta, Diptera, Culicidae.
UUUCGGUUGGUGAGUAGCCGGUUGGCGUGGAUCCUCGGAAGAUGGUCUACGGAUAUAUAACCCGGCGUGGCUGCUAUACCAGUGCAUUGUAUCAUCGAGAAGCAUAGUGAAAAGAUCGAAAGCGAACAAAAGCUUCCCCUACUUUACAAGCAGUAGCAGUUCUUAUUCUUAUCCAAACUAGCAACAAUGAAGUGUCUGAUCGUUCUCGCUGCUCUGAUUGCCAUCGCGGCCUGUGCCCCCUCGGGUGAUAUCGAGCUCCGCAACCUGGACAUCGACCAUGCCGGUCUGGUGGACGGUUCGUAUAGCUUCAGCUACGACCAGUCCGACAACCACAAGCGCGAGGAGUCGGCCGUACUGAAGACGGUGAAGAACAUCGACAACGAGGAUGUGCCGGCACUAGCCAUCACGGGCCAAUACGAGUUCACCGAUCCGGACGGUAAGCGCUACCUCGUCAAGUAUGUCGCCGACGAGAAUGGUUUCAACCCAACCAUCACCGAGCCCUAAGUGAGCCGGGACGAUACGUACCAUGCGCAUACCACCAUUUCUGUGUCCGCGUUAGCUUCCGUACGGCGGAAGUAUCGUUCGCCAAUCUUACAAAGAUGCCCCUUUUUUGUGCAGGGGAACGUUAAAAAACCCACUACCAUUCGUGUUGAGAGAUAAACUUUGAUGCGAAAAACUAAACAAACAAAAAAAAAUAUAUAAAAUUUUCCAAAAAAAAGA